This is a messenger RNA of Vicia faba (fava bean), 486 nucleotides long. NCBI's taxonomy places the organism in Eukaryota, Viridiplantae, Streptophyta, Magnoliopsida, Fabales, Fabaceae. The record is from the annotation of a GenBank genome assembly.
AUGGGUAAGGCACAUGUCAUUGAAGAAGAUUACAUGAAUGAUGAACUGGAUAGUAGGGAUGAUGAUGACAAUUGUGAUGAAAGGCCAUAUGUAGUCAGGUUCAGUGAAGAAGAUGCUCUAAUUAAGGAUUUUAUUUUCAAGGGGCCUGCAAAUACAACAGAGGAUCUGCCUACACAAGCCAGUCAGACUAGCAAAGUCCAUUUGGUGCCCAAAAAAGGGGGAGGCCUAAGGGGUAUGUCAACAAUGGCACAGGGGUAUUUUGAGGCAUAUGAAACAAAGAUGAUUAAGAUUGUGUGUAAUAAUAAUGCUUUUAUUUCUACCAGGGGAGGCCUAAGGGCAUUAGUCAUUGAUGAAGCAACAAACAAUGAUGAAGGAACUGUCAAUAAGGAAGUAAAAAUCAAUGAUGCAACUUCCAAGGAGGUACCAACUGUCAAUGAGACAAAUUUCAAUGAGGGACCCAUUGUCAAUGAGGAACAACCUACAUAG